AUGUGGGAGGAACCCGCAAAAUGUGCAAAUUGUGGUGGAAACCACACCGCAAACUACAAAGGAUGCCAAUCCCUUAAAAAAUUACUAAACCGCACCAAACCUAAAGCUAAAAAAAUAAAUAAAGAACAGCAACCUAUUCCAACACUUGCUAUACCGCCUAUACCACCUCCAUCUCGAAGAAGUGGAAAUGAAGCCUCCAGUUCAAACUCAAAAGGAAAACCGUCAUACGCCGAAAUCGCAGCUAACAGACCACCACCCGAUCAAUCUCUACACAUCAUCACCAAAUUCCUCGACGAACUAAAAUCUAUACUUAACCCCCUUCUUACUGUAUUAACAUCCCUAAUAAACAAAAUAACACUCCCUAUAACCCCUACUCCAUAA
Macrosiphum euphorbiae (potato aphid) is the source of this 381-nucleotide messenger RNA. NCBI's taxonomy places the organism in Eukaryota, Metazoa, Arthropoda, Insecta, Hemiptera, Aphididae. The record is from the annotation of a GenBank genome assembly.